AUGCAUUACUUCAAACACCCAUUACCACCGGCCUUGCUGGACCUCUGGGCCCAGGCUUCCGCCGCAGCUCAUCCAGUAUCGCGAGAGAAGGAGUUGAAGGCAAGCGACGCAAAUAACCUGAAACUAUAUUUACAACCAUUUCCACUGCAAUUCCGCGAGUUUAUCAAGGCUUUCAUGUCUACAGAGGUAUAUACAGUCACUCCAUCAAGAGACCUUGUCAACCUAAUGCAGAUUACAGAAACAGGCCGUGAAAGACGCUGCGGCGAGAUUGCGAGUCAUCAUCGGGUCGCCCAAGAAAGCACCAAGUAUCUUGCUGCUGGAGAGUGGCUGGCUGAAAAUCGAGGAUAA
Messenger RNA from Colletotrichum godetiae, 348 nucleotides. RefSeq lists its product as uncharacterized. Lineage: Eukaryota; Fungi; Ascomycota; Sordariomycetes; Glomerellales; Glomerellaceae. Bases 1 to 348 code for a protein of 115 amino acids. The transcript has a single exon. The record is from RefSeq and is a predicted model, not a curated record.